CCGUAUAGCGACCAAUAGCGACAAUUUACGGCAUCUGAAAUCUGACAUAAGAUUUUCUCGUAAUUUCACACCGGCUGUGGUCAAUAAAAUAUAAAAGCAUAUUUAUAUUACUUUCUGCGAGUUCCGUUUAUUGUUUCGUAAAUAUGGAAAACGAUAUAUUAGAUUCGUUAAAUGAUUUAGGUUAUGAAGGCCCGCUCACAGAUGAGACGGCCUUCUCAAAGGCUCUGGAUGGCGGUGCCAAGUCUUUGGAGUUCACAAAACUCAUCCACAUACUGGCUGAAGAGCUGAAGAGACUGUGCAACUUGGAGGAGACAGUCAACAUGAUGAAUGAUCCCGAUGAAUCCAGUUCCUUUCUAUUAGAGUUGAGCUCGUUUCUCAAAGAACUCGGGUGUCCGUAUAAAAAGCUGGUAACAGGUCACAUGUCUUCCCGUCUCCAAACUAAAGAAGAUCUCUUGUUAUUACUGGACUACUUAAUAUCGGAGCUAAUGGCAGCCCGGAUGGUGAAGGUAGACUGUCCUGUAGACAAGCAGGCUGCUGGCAUGGAGAUUGUCAUGCAAGAAUCACCAACUGCCAAAGACUUGAAAGACAUCUUAGUAACAUUAAAGUUUAACAAGCCACCGCCCAACAUUACACCGGAAAUGUUGUUCUCCAAACUAGAAGCUAAACUUAAGGACACCAUACAGAAAGAAGGUGAUCAGCUAGUAGGUAAGCCAUUAUACAACAAAGCACUGACAGAGAAAGACUGGAAGCAGCUCGAGAACAACUUCACGGAGAUGUUUGAGGAGUACAGACUCCGCAGGGAGACGCUCAUCACCAGGCUGGAGUGUACUAUACAGAGUUUUGAGUGGUCAGAUCGCCUGAAAACAAAGAAGGACAUUAUCCAGUCUACGUAUCGUCCAAAACGCGAGGGUUUGAAGGUGAAGCCUGACGUCAAACUAUCAGACUUCCUAGCGGCAAGAACGUCUUUGUUACUUGUAGAAAAGACUUCAAGCGCUACCGUCAGGAAGAAUACUCAGACGGAAGUUAAUAAAGUACUUAUUGGGAAGGUACCCGAUCGUGGAGGCAGGCCUAAUGAACAAGCAUUAGUUAUGCCUACAUGGGAGCCCAGGACAGUUGCUGGUCCCCCCACCGGCGGCGGUCGCGGGGGCAGGGGGGGCUUCAACAACACUGGUGGGGGCUUCAACAACACGGGCGGGGGUCGCGGCGGGGGCCCACACGGCGGGGGGCAGGGCGCGGGCCGCGGGAGCGACGCGCCCGGGCGGGGCGAGGCGCGCGGCGGGCGCGGGGCCCGGGGCCGCGUGCAGGGCGGCUACAGCCAGGGCGCGGGGGACCACGGCAGGUCUCAAGCGUCACCUGGGUACAACCAGAAUAGAAACUACCAAACAUAUGAAGUACCCCCCGGUGGUUACAACAACCAGGGGGGCUACCAGGGGAGCAAUCACAACCAGGGCUACAACCAACAGUACAACCAAAACCAGAACUACAACCAAGGUUAUAGCGGUGGUUACAACCAGCAGGGGUAUGACAGUAUGGGCAGUUUUAAUCAAGGAUAUGGGCAGGGCGGCAGCGGCGGCUACAACAAAGGCUAUCAAUCCAACCAGGGCUACCAGCAGAACCAAGGCUACCAGUCCAACCAGGGCAACCAAGGUUAUCACUCCCGGGGCUACCAGAACGAGCACGACGACCGGGACAGACGCGGCCGGGGCGGUUACAGGGGGCGUCGUUGACAACUUUAUACCCGGUAACAAAUUUAACUGUUAUCCCACGUUUAAACGAAAUGUAUAGUCAGCCGUUUACUUCAAGCCUACUGGCUAUGUAA
This is a messenger RNA of Trichoplusia ni (cabbage looper), 1819 nucleotides long. RefSeq names its product protein FAM98A. Gene Ontology annotation, cellular component: tRNA-splicing ligase complex. The transcript is spliced from 10 exons. The coding region runs from base 144 to 1727 and encodes 527 amino acids. Lineage: Eukaryota; Metazoa; Arthropoda; Insecta; Lepidoptera; Noctuidae. The record is from RefSeq and is a predicted model, not a curated record.